AAAACAGCUGUUCAAAGCGAAGUGUUUGUAGUUUGCGAUUGAUAGCGUACGUCUUGGGUGUGCAGUCAGCGAAUGUAAAUCAAAAAUCAGUGAGCGCUAUUCACGCCGAACGCACGAACGAACUAUAAACAACAGAGAAAUAUCUUAAAUCAAAUAAAAUGGGUGCUACAGAAUUAAAUGCAUCGCAGAAAGAUCGUGUAGGCUAUGUGCGCAUACAGGAUAUACCAGUGUUAAAUCAGGACCAUUGCAGAAUGCGUGAUUCACAGCGGGUAGAGCGAAUUAUUAAUGAAUUUGUUUGCGGGGGACCGGAACGCAUGCAGGUAGUAUCCGACUUUGAUUAUACGAUCACAAAGCAACGUACGGAUGAUGGCGUUGCUGUUCCCUCGAGCUUUGGCAUCUUUAAUUCGUGCAAGUCCCUGCCAGAUAACUUUAAGGAGGAGAUUGACAAACUUUUUCAUAAAUACCAUCCCAUCGAGAUUGAUCCGCAUAUGCCCAUAUCAGAGAAGGUGCAGUACAUGAUCGAGUGGUGGACCCAGUCGGGCAAAUUGGCCACUGGCUUCGCCUUUGAUUUGACCGAAUUGGAUCAAAUGACGAGCCAAUUUAAACAUGCGCUACGUGACGGAACGCAUGAACUAUUCGAUGCACUGCUGCGACUGCAAAUUCCAGUUCUUGUCUUUUCUGCUGGUCUGGGCAACUCGGUAGUAUCACUGAUGGAACAAGCGAACAUAAUGCAGCCCAAUGUCAAGGUUGUUUCGAACUUCUUACGCUAUCGUGAUGGACUGUUGGACGGUUUUCAAGAGCCAAUGAUACACAUUUUUAAUAAGAACGAAACUGUGCUCGAGGGAGGGGAAUAUUAUGAACUGGUUCAUACACGCGAUCAUAUCAUUGUCAUGGGGGAUUCCCUUGGCGAUGCGGACAUGGCAGCCGGCGUGCCAUCUUCAUCGCACAUUUUAAAAAUUGGCUUUCUCUUUCACCAUGUGGAGGCCAACAUGGAAAAGUAUAUGAAUGCCUUUGACAUUGUCCUGGUGGAUGAUCAAACUAUGAGUGUGCCACAAGCUCUGCUCGCACUCAUCGACAAGCGUCAUCAACUGCGUCAUCCACACGGAAGUAAUGGAACAGCUCCUGUACAAGCUCAGCUACAAUCGGCUUCACUUUAAAAUUAGAUUUGGUCUACUUCCUUGCUAUAUGUAAUUUGUUAACUUAUUAUUAAUAUAAAAAUCAUUAUUAUAUUAAUAUAAAAAACAACACAAAAGAAGCUACAAAUUAGUCGGCUUAGGCAUAGAAGCUCACAUAAUUCACAUAAAACACAUUUGUUUU
Drosophila hydei is the source of this 1317-nucleotide messenger RNA. RefSeq names its product 7-methylguanosine phosphate-specific 5'-nucleotidase (gene cN-IIIB). Gene Ontology annotation, cellular component: cytoplasm. The record is from RefSeq and is a predicted model, not a curated record. The transcript has 2 exons. Gene Ontology annotation, molecular function: 5'-nucleotidase activity; magnesium ion binding. The coding region runs from base 159 to 1157 and encodes 332 amino acids. Lineage: Eukaryota; Metazoa; Arthropoda; Insecta; Diptera; Drosophilidae.